Molecule: messenger RNA, 1628 nt
Organism: Mauremys reevesii (Reeves's turtle)
Lineage: Eukaryota; Metazoa; Chordata; Testudines; Geoemydidae
Gene: MCIDAS
Product: multiciliate differentiation and DNA synthesis associated cell cycle protein
Exons: 3
Coding region: 1-759 (252 amino acids)
Biological process (GO): negative regulation of DNA replication; negative regulation of cell cycle
Cellular component (GO): nucleus
Source: RefSeq, a predicted model, not a curated record
AUGCCACCUCCACUGGACACUGCGGAUUUCACGUUCCCUCUCGGCGACGGAUCAGCCUUUAGCCCUUGUAUUCAACGGUCACAAAACAAUCCUCUUCCGCACAUGAACUUGCAAAACUCCGCGGAACAGUACUGGAAAGAUGUGGCAGAUCAAAACCAGAAAGCGUUAGGGGAUGCACUGGUGGAAAAUAAUCAGCUGCACGUGACAUUAACCCAAAAGCAGGAAGAGAUCACUUCCCUGAAGGAGAGAAACGUGCAGCUGAAGGAGCUAGCCAGCCAGGCGAAGCAGCUGGCCUGUGUGCUCGAUAAACUGAUGAUCCACCAGUCCAAGGAGGGGGCCGACGCUUUCCUUCCCAGGAGCUCAGCUAAGAGAAGCCUGGAGCAGCGGUACGCGGCCAGGCAGGAGGACUGCGCAGAAGUGGAUGAAAUCCUGAGGGAAAUAUCAGACACCUGUAACGCGGCGCUGCAGACUAUUGAUGAGAACCGAGAGGCGAAGCGCCCUCGGCUGCAGGCGGAGGCCACACAGGCCCCGGACAGCCAGAGCCAGGCUAUUAACAUGUACGGGGCGUUCAGCGGACUGCAGACUUGCAGCAGUCGCAGCUCGGUGGAUCUGAGUAACAGCGAGCUGGAGGAAGGCGGGUCUUUCAGGACCUCCAUCACAGAUCACUGCACGAUCCGGACACUAGCUUUCCCCCAAGGAAAUGCUUUCACUAUCAGGACAGCCACCGGGGGCUACAAGUUUAGAUGGGUUCCCAGCUGAGCCAGGAAACGAUCAGCUAACUACACUGGCCAAGGUCUCCAAUGAAAACGUCGCACUGCCUGCACUGGAACUUAGCACUGUUCCGCCUGCCCUAGCCCCCCAAGGUGACUUCCACUUACAGGACGGGGUCUGUCGCAGAAACUGGAAGCGAUUUUUUAAAAAAGAAAAGAUACAUUUACCACAAUACAGUUGUGGUGGUUUUUUUUUUCUUUUGAAGCCAUUGUAGUGACCCUUCCAACUUCUGAGCAGGUUUAGAGAGAUACUUAAAGGGACACUGUCCAUUUGGAUUUUUUAAAAUAUCUGUAAAUAGUGUGUGUGCCUUGAAACUUUAAAAAAAUAAUUAAAAUGUGAAUAAGGGGUUCUCUGCUCCCCUGUUGAUGUUUGCGAGGGUCUUUUCAGCAACUAAGUAACUACACAGGGGAAACAACAAAACUGACUGUACACACUAGUCAAAUACACACCCCAAACGAACUGAAAAAAAAAUUGCCUCAGCAACUUCCUUCAGUUAUAGUGAUCGUGGGUAUUGUAAUUAGAGCAGGUAGAACAUUUUCAGACAGAAAUGUGACUUUCAAAUUGUUAGUGUCCCUUCACAGACAAUAAUUAUUUAUUAUCGGUAACAUUACUGUUGUUGAGAUAUCUUUGAAAGAAAUAUGUUGCCUGGUUUCUCGCUCAGCAAUUUUGCUAGAACUAAUGUGAGGUUAUAAAAUAGUGAUUAUAGAUAGCAUCUUUGGAAAUGCACACACUAUCUGAAGUAUAUUAAGCAUACUACACUUUAUUAUUACUGGAAUUUUAAAUCCAGGAAGUUUACAAGAUCACAUUUAGACACUGAGUGACUUGUAUACAAUUGUAAACGUAUUUUUACAGCUACU